Messenger RNA from Anopheles nili, 1340 nucleotides. RefSeq lists its product as uncharacterized. Bases 1 to 1125 code for a protein of 374 amino acids. The transcript is spliced from 8 exons. Lineage: Eukaryota; Metazoa; Arthropoda; Insecta; Diptera; Culicidae. The record is from RefSeq and is a predicted model, not a curated record.
AUGGGGUCAGAGUUGUGCCGGAAACCGCCCGAAAUACGAAAACCGUCCGGCGCCGGUGGCGUGGCCUGCGAACCCGCGUGGCCGUGGCCUGAGGUCGGCCGCUUCCCGGUUUUCCCGACCAUGGGAGCACUUCCGAGCGUAAUGGAUUUACGGCUUCCCAUCUUGUGGUUGCUGUUAGCGGCAGAGCUUUCCGUGGGAUUGCACAACGUUCGCGUCACGGUUCCGACGGCCGUCCGGAAAGGCGAUCCGGUGCAUCUGUACUGCGAGUACGAGCUGGAGGACAACGAGCGGCUGUACUCGAUCAAGUGGUACAAAGGCAAGCGGGAGUUCUAUCGCUAUACGCCCCAGGUGCACCCGUCGGUGCAGGUCUUCAGCAGCGUCAAUGGCAUCGUGGUUGAGCGGUCACUCUCCAACGAAAGCCACGUCGCCAUGAAGGCGGCCGGGGCGAACUACUCGGGAAAGUACAGCUGCGAGGUGUCGGCUGAUGCGCCCUCUUUCCACACGAUCAUCGUCUCCGGCGAUAUGGAAGUUGUAGAACCACCCAACCAGCAACCAUCGGUGACGGGCAUCCAGGCGCGGUAUCGCCCGGGCGACAUCCUGCGGGCCAACUGCACCUCGCACAAUUCUAAACCGGCGGCAAAUUUGACGUGGACGAUUAAUGAUGUACCGAUCCCCACGCAGUACGUCAAGCUGUACCGGCCGAUAAAGGACACGUUCACCGGACUGGAGACAUCCAUCGCCGGCGUCAACUUUAUGGUGUCCCACGACCACUUCGUGAAGGGAAAGCUGAAGCUAAAGUGCGCGGCAUCGAUACACCAGCUCUAUCACGAGGCCGUCGAGCAGCUCGUACCGGAAGAUCGACCCCGGAUACUGGCGACCGGUGUUUCGGCCAGCGGGCACAGCAUCAGCCUCUACCAUGGGACGGUACACGAAGGCGAACAGACGGAUCAGAACGACGCUUCCCUGACCGUGAACGGCUACAAAGCGGACAAAUCAUCGCCACUUCCGUCCACCUCGGGCGGGCUGCAGAUCGAUUCGUACGUCAAGGUGUGCUGGGUGACGUUCUACAUCUGCAUCAUCUGCACGGUGAUGGUCUACUCGAUACGCUACCUGAUGGUCACCUGACCCCAGCAGAGGGAGGCCAAGAGUGGUGCCGGUUCAGCGAAUGCUUCGCUAGCCGAGGGGACGUCGCUCGAGUUGGAUCCACUUCCGGGCAGCUACCCCGUGCCACCGCCCCCGUCGGCGGCCACCAUCUCUUCGUCAGCCCUCGUCAACGUCGACAGCUGCGUCCUGUUCGUUCCGCGGUGAUGCAACACGUUGCAAAAGAACGUCCCAGCAAC